AUGGCUUUCCCAUCACCUCCACACAUCCAACUCAUACUUCUCCAAACUUGCCCACCGCCACCCAUCCAUCUUACUGCACUGAUGAUGCUCGCCAAGGCUGAACGGCGUUGGACACGCAACUUUCCAGUGCCCAAUCACAGCCAACAGAUAUUACAAACCACAACUCAACUGCCCAUGCUGCCUUUGUCUUUGCUUCCUGUCCGCAAGACAAGUGAACCCUUGCCACGGCCCCCCUCCAUCCACAGAAUCAGCCUAUCCUUGUCUUACUACGUACUGUCGUUUCCUGGCCCAUUCGUACCCCGUCCCCUCCUCGACCAGUGCGGUACUGUACACUACUGCUGGGCCCUGACUGAGAGACUGGACUGGCUUAACGGAGAGAAUGGAGGAGCUCCUGCGAAGAACCGCGAGCGUGGUGCGGCACCAUCCGUCUCCGACUACCACUCGGCGACGCCUACAGGGAUCCUUGACGGGUGUAUCUUAGCGCACGACGCCAGUGCCCCAGUCUUGCAGGCUCCAUCAAGACCCCCAAGCAAGCUAGGCCAGGUCCAGCCCACGAACCUGCGAGCGACAUGGGAUGUAUGUGUGAGCGACAGCUAUGAUUCUGCCUGUCUUGCCUCGCCCGCUGGUAUGGCGCCGCCGGGUGUCAGUCAAAACGGGAUGCGAGCUGCUACCUAUGGACGGAUACCCUUCCCUCAUAUGCGGCAGCCUCUCUAUCGCGCCUCCAGCUCUCACUUGUCAAUCCCCCAACCUUCUGUCUUCGCCCAAAUCCAGAACGACGGCCUUGUCAAGCGGGCGUCCUCCUCGGAGGGCGCUCACGGCGGCCACGACAUCGAGAAGACGGGCUACCAAACACAGACCUACGACGACAACCUCAAGGAGAAUGUCCACAUCCGCGGUCUCGAGACCAGCGAAGACACGAAGCUGCACCGUGGUCUCAAGGCCCGCCACAUCACCAUGAUUGCCAUCGGUGGUGCCAUCGGUACUGGUCUCAUUGUCGGAACCGGCAAGGCUCUCGCCCAGGCUGGCCCCGGCUCCGUCUUCAUCUCGUACACUCUCGUCGGUUUCAUCGUCUUCCUCGUCAUGGCUGGUCUCGGUGAGAUGGCUGCUUGGCUGCCCAUCUCUUCUGGUUUCACUGGCUACGCCUCGAGAUUCUGCGACCCCUCGCUCGGUUUUGCCCUUGGCUGGACUUAUUGGUUCAAGUACAUUAUUGUCACUCCCAACCAGCUCACAGCCGCCGCCUUGGUUAUCCAGUUCUGGGUAGACCGUGAAAAGGUCAACCCCGGUGUCUUCAUAGCUAUCUUCCUCGUCGCCAUUGUCUGCAUCAACUACUUCGGUAUCAGAUUCUUCGGUGAAUUCGAGUUCUGGCUCUCCAGUUUCAAGGUCGUCACCAUUGUCGGAAUCAUCAUCUUCUCUCUCGUCCUGGCUCUGGGCGGUGGCCCCGACCACGAUCGCAAGGGAUUCCGCUACUGGAAGAACCCUGGUGCUUUCAGGGAGUACAUCGACACUGGCGAUGCCGGCCGCUUCUAUGGUUUCUGGUCCUGCAUGGUCAACGCCACCUUCGCCUACCUCGGUACUGAGCUUGUCGGUGUCACCGUCGCUGAGGCUCAAAACCCGCGCAAGACGAUCCCCCGCGCGAUCAAGCUCACCUUCUACCGUAUUCUCUUCUUCUACUGCUUCAGUGUCCUCCUCAUCGGCAUGCUCGUUCCUUACAACUCUCCGGAUCUCGCCUUCGCCAACAAAGCCCAGACCGGUGCCUCCGCCUCCCCCUUCGUCGUCGCUGCCACGCUCGCUGGUGUCAAGGUCAUCCCCCACAUCAUCAACGCUUGCAUUUGCAUCUUCGUCUUCUCUGCAUCCAACUCGGAUCUCUACAUCGCCUCCCGUACCCUCUACGGUCUUGCUUCUGACGGCUCCGCCCCUGCCAUCUUCAAGCGCACUGACAAGCGUGGUGUCCCCAUCUACGCCCUUGGCUUCUCCGCCAUGUUCGCCCUUCUGGCUUUCAUGAACGUGUCCAACGACUCCAAGGCUGUCUUUGGCUACUUCGUCAACCUCACCACCAUCUUCGGUCUCUUGACCUGGAUCUCGAUCCUCGUCACCCACAUCUGGUGGUGCAAGGCCCGCAAGGCUCAGAACAUCCCCGACGAGAUCCUGCCCUACGUCGCCCCCGUCGGCAUCUGGGGCUCUUACGGCGCUCUGUUCCUCUGCAUCAUCAUCGCCCUCACCAAGAACUACGAUGUCUUCACUGGCGGCGACUUUGGCAAAGAGAAGUACAAGACCUUCAUCACCGGCUACCUUGGCAUUCCCCUCUACCUCAUCCUCAUCUUCGGCCACAAGUUCUACUACAAGACCCGUGGCGUCAAGCCCCACGAGGCCGACUUCUACACCGGAAAGGAUAUCAUUGACCGCGAGGAGGAGGAGUUCCUCGCUCGCAAGGCUGCCGAGAAGGAGGCCAACGGUGGCAAGGGCGGCAAGGGAGGUUGGUUCUACAAAACCUUCCUUUCUUGGCUCUUCUAG
Molecule: messenger RNA, 2511 nt
Organism: Colletotrichum lupini
Lineage: Eukaryota; Fungi; Ascomycota; Sordariomycetes; Glomerellales; Glomerellaceae
Product: amino acid permease
Exons: 8
Coding region: 1-2511 (836 amino acids)
Biological process (GO): amino acid transmembrane transport
Cellular component (GO): membrane
Molecular function (GO): amino acid transmembrane transporter activity
Source: RefSeq, a predicted model, not a curated record